Molecule: messenger RNA, 566 nt
Organism: Drosophila yakuba
Lineage: Eukaryota; Metazoa; Arthropoda; Insecta; Diptera; Drosophilidae
Exons: 2
Coding region: 50-496 (148 amino acids)
Source: RefSeq, a predicted model, not a curated record
GGCAUUUUCGAAAGUUUCCAUUUAGUCAUUUACGUUGGAGUUUUGGAAGAUGAAAAAGUUCAAGAAAAGGAGAAAUGUGGUCAAGAUUUUGUCAGACAUGGAGCCCAGCAUCUGCAGCCAGUUUUUAUUCAUUGCUGAUCCGGGAUAUUGGAGAUAUUUAAAUAUGCAUAAUCCCUAUGCUCAAAAUACCUGUUUUGAAAUAUUAAACACUUCAAUAUCCGCAGAAAAUAUAGAAGAAAUAUUCAACAAACAUAGGAAGAUAGCUAGCACAAAGAAGCUUCAAUAUCUGGAACAGUUUGUAACCGACUUCUAUAAUCUUUCCCGAGUACUACUGAUCGACAAUGUGGCCAUAACACUGCACCUUUGCACCUUGGAACGAUUGGAUAAUUUUGAAAUUAUAAUCCGCAGCCACAUGAAGGCCUUUAAAAAGAAAAUAAUAACCCGAAAAUUGAUCUUUCAACUCUUGAGGGCAUUGAUCAUAAUCUAUGACCGCUGAAGCAGCCAGGGCAUCGUACUAAAAAUUAUAUUUAUUUGACAGCUAGAUUAUACAAACAUGGGAAUACAAA